Callithrix jacchus (white-tufted-ear marmoset) is the source of this 19336-nucleotide messenger RNA. It is a transcript of the gene ZFP62, whose product is annotated as ZFP62 zinc finger protein. Gene Ontology annotation, cellular component: nucleus. Lineage: Eukaryota; Metazoa; Chordata; Mammalia; Primates; Cebidae. Gene Ontology annotation, molecular function: DNA-binding transcription activator activity, RNA polymerase II-specific; RNA polymerase II cis-regulatory region sequence-specific DNA binding. The record is from RefSeq and is a predicted model, not a curated record. Gene Ontology annotation, biological process: regulation of transcription by RNA polymerase II.
UCCUCCAGUCAGCGCCGCCGGCUCGGACCAUCGAGUCAGUCCUCCAGCGUCCCAGAGAGGGCGCGGAAGUGCCCCAGGGCUGGCGCGGGUUCUUCCGGCGGUGCGGUCCGCGCUUUUGUCCCGCCGGCGGCCGGGCUCCCGCGGCGCCGCCACAGAGAUGUCACAUUUGAAGACGGGCACUGAGGAUGAGGAACCAACUGAAGAAUAUGAAAAUGUUGGAAAUGCAGGCUGUAAGUGGCCAAAAGUGGAAGGUCUUUACAAGGGUCGUAUGCCCGAAUCUAAGGUUGGUGACACAUGUGAUUGGGAUAGCAAGGUAGAGAAACAACAGAAAAAGCCUGUGGGAAGCAGGAUAAAGGAAGACAGAAGCAGCAUCAGGGAAGCGAUCAGCAAAGUUAAGAGUACAGCAAAUAUAAAAACAGAACAGGAAGGUGAGGCAUCUGAGAAGAGCUCACAUCUAAGCCCACAGCAUAUCACACACCAGACUAUGCCUAUAGGACAGAGAGGCAGUGAGCAAGACAAAUGUGUGGAAAACAUUAAUGGAACCUCCCACCCCAGUCUACAGCAGAAAACCAGUGCUAUUAAGAAAUUACAUAAAUGUGAUGAGUGUGGGAAAUCCUUCAAAUAUAAUUCCCGCCUCAUUCAACAUAAAAUUAUGCACACUGGGGAAAAGCGUUAUGAAUGUGAUGACUGUGGAGGGACUUUCCGGAGCAGCUCGAGCCUUCGGGUCCACAAACGGAUCCACACUGGGGAAAAGCCGUACAAGUGUGAGGAAUGUGGGAAAGCCUACAUGUCCUACUCCAGCCUUAUAAACCACAAAAGCACCCAUUCUGGGGAGAAGAACUGUAAGUGUGAUGAAUGUGGAAAAUCAUUCAAUUAUAGCUCUGUUCUGGACCAGCAUAAAAGGAUCCACACUGGGGAGAAGCCCUAUGAAUGCGGUGAGUGUGGGAAGGCCUUCAGGAACAGCUCUGGGCUCAGAGUCCACAAAAGGAUCCACACAGGGGAGAAGCCCUACGAAUGUGACAUCUGUGGGAAAACCUUCAGUAACAGCUCUGGCCUUAGGGUCCACAAAAGGAUCCACACGGGUGAGAAACCUUAUGAAUGUGAUGAGUGUGGGAAGGCCUUCAUUACUUGUAGAACACUUCUCAACCAUAAAAGCAUCCACUUUGGAGAUAAACCCUAUAAAUGUGAUGAGUGUGAGAAAUCUUUUAAUUAUAGCUCUCUACUCAUUCAGCAUAAAGUCAUCCACACUGGAGAGAAACCUUAUGAAUGUGAUGAAUGUGGGAAGGCUUUCAGGAACAGCUCAGGCCUCAUAGUACAUAAAAGGAUUCACACUGGAGAGAAACCUUACAAAUGUGAUGUCUGCGGCAAAGCAUUCAGCUAUAGUUCAGGACUCGCAGUCCAUAAAAGCAUUCACCCUGGGAAGAAAGCCCAUGAAUGUAAGGAGUGUGGAAAAUCCUUUAGUUAUAACUCACUUCUUCUUCAACAUAGAACUAUUCACACUGGAGAGAGACCUUAUGUAUGUGAUGUGUGUGGGAAAACAUUCAGAAACAAUGCAGGCCUCAAAGUCCACAGGAGGCUUCAUACUGGGGAAAAACCAUAUAAAUGUGAUGUGUGUGGGAAGGCCUAUAUCUCACGUUCUAGCCUUAAAAAUCACAAAGGAAUCCAUCUUGGGGAGAAGCCCUAUAAAUGUACCUAUUGUGAGAAAUCCUUCAACUACAGCUCUGCCCUUGAGCAGCAUAAAAGGAUUCAUACCAGGGAAAAACCCUUUGGGUGUGAUGAGUGUGGAAAAGCUUUCAGAAAUAAUUCCGGCCUUAAAGUACAUAAACGGAUCCACACUGGGGAACGACCUUAUAAAUGUGAAGAAUGUGGGAAGGCAUACAUCUCUCUCUCGAGCCUUAUAAAUCAUAAAAGUGUACACCCUGGGGAGAAGCCCUUUAAGUGUGAUGAGUGUGAGAAAGCCUUCAUCACAUACCGAACCCUUAUAAACCACAAAAAAGUUCAUCUUGGGGAGAAGCCCUACAAAUGUGAUGUGUGUGAGAAAUCUUUUAAUUACACAUCACUUCUUUCUCAGCACAGAAGGGUCCACACUAGAGAGAAACCCUAUGAAUGUGACAGGUGUGAGAAGGUCUUCAGAAACAACUCAAGCCUUAAAGUUCAUAAAAGAAUCCAUACUGGGGAGAAGCCCUAUGGAUGUGAUGUGUGUGGAAAAGCCUACAUCUCACAUUCAAGCCUUAUUAACCAUAAAAGUACCCACCCUGGCAAGACACCCCAUACAUGUAAUGAAUGUGGAAAAGCUUUUUUCUCAAGCAGAACUCUUACAAGCCAUAAAAGAGUCCAUCUUGGGGAGAAACCCUUCAAGUGUGUUGAGUGUGGGAAAUCUUUCAGUUACAGCUCUCUGCUUUCUCAGCACAAGAGGAUCCACACAGGGGAGAAACCCUAUGUGUGUGAUAGAUGUGGGAAGGCCUUCAGGAACAGCUCAGGCCUCACAGUGCAUAAAAGGAUCCACACAGGAGAGCUCCCGUACUCGAGCUCCAACUAAACCUAAUGCACUGCCUACUUUUGGGGAAGAUGCAGGCUAAAUAACAAAGGAGAGGAUGGCCACAGCUCAGGUGGGGAUUCUGAGUGCCUCAGUUCCCCAAGCGCCAGACAUGGCUCCUACUACGGCCCCCAUCUACUUGCAUGCUCCAGAAAUGGACCCAAGUCCUCGAGUGUACCUACAGCCAGAUACAAGCCAUUCAGGCGGAUUCCAGACAUGGUGAGGUCUCCAUUAUAGCACAGACCCAAUGAACUGGUGUGGCUGAGCCUGCUCAGACCAGGGAUGGAAGGUCGUUUAGGGACUACCCCCCAACCCCUUCCAGAGAAUGAUAUGUAAUUGGGAAAAAUAAAGAGGGGAAGGGAAAAGCAGGGAAGAGAAAAAAGAAAAGCCUGAAUAAACAAUGAGUAUGUAGUAGCCUUCCGUAGGAGUGCACAUCUCUCUGUAUUAGCAAAUUUGUCUGAAGGUGAAAGCCUGGAAAAUAAUUUCAUGUUUCAUGUAUGGAGACGGUGUGAAACAGUGCUGAACGCCAAUCCUGCAAUGCAGGGACAUUUUCCUUCACGGGAUUCAAAAACGAGAGGAUCACCACCAGGACAACACCUGAAGACCUGUUAGCUGAAGAUAGAUGUUGGGGAUCUGAAGUCUGUCUGCAUCAAGACCUUGAGGAAUUGGCUCAGCUGUACCCAGGGGAGUCCCUGGACUGGGAAGACCCUCCAUUUCUCUUCUCCAGUUUCAGCUAAGGGCCUUGGCCUAGAGACAUGGAGAAGGAAGUAGAAUACACUACUUCAAUUGUAUUCCUACUGAGGAGCCAUUCUUGCUUAGACCUGACAGUUCUCAGGCCCUAGUUAGUGCCAUUGUGCUAAGGAAGUCGUUUGCAUGAAACCUAUGUAGAGGCAGUGAAAUACAGUGGCUGAGGGUGUGGUGUCUCUGCCAGGAAGCCUGGAUUCAAAUAAGGACUCUCACUUAUUUCCAGAUGACUUUAGUCAAGUAAUUAAACCUUGUCUUAUUCUUGUUUGUCUUCAUGUCUUUUUUUUUUUUUUUUUUUUUGAAACAGGGUCUCGCUUUGUCACCCUGGCUGGAGUGCAGUGUGAUCUCAGCUCACUGCAACCUCUGCCUCCUGGGCUCAAGCGUUCCUUGUGCCUCAGCUUCCAGAGUAGCUGGUAUUACAGGCAUGCGCCACCAUGCCAAGCUAAUUUUGGUCUUUUUACUAGAGACAGGAUUUCACCAUUGUUGACUAGGCGGGUCUUGAACUCUUGGCAUCAAUUAAUCUGCCCAGCCUAGGACUCCCAAAGUGCUGAGAUUGCAGGCCUGAGCCAUCACAGGCCACCACAUUGGGCCCUUACCUAUCUUUUGUAAAGAUAGUAGUGGCAACCUCAUAGGUAAUGAGGGUUGGAAACAUUAAUAUUAUUAAGGCCCUUAAAAGACUGCCUAAAAUAAGAAGUAUUUGCAUAAGAAUGUAUGGAGUAAGUCUGGUGAGUAAAUGUGGCCCUGUCUAAGGACUCAGCAUCUAGAUUCUUGGGCAGUGGAGGACAACUCUUACCUGAAAGACAAGAAACUCCCUCAGGGCCACCCCCUACUCAGACAAAACUUGAUACGUGAGAAAAGUGUUUUUUUUGUAUGUUCCUGAGUGGUAUCUUGCUUCUAAGUAAGCAAUCCAUUGUCUCUAAACAAACUUGUUUUGUCUUUGUUAGGCUACAAAAGGGCUCAGCGGGGGGAACCUCCAGCCGAGGCCAGUUACCACAGGUGUUAGGGGACAAGGGCUGCCUCAUGCUUGCUUUCUGUCUGGCUUGGGCAGCCCGCUCACUCACGUGGUACACAUUUUGUUUCCCCUGUGUUUUCCCAGCAAUACUCAGAUGUACUGGAGAUUACUGUAGGAAGUGUUGUUCCACUGUGUUAACCAUGGCUAUUUCUGGUGAGUGUCUCUUAAGAUCUCAAAGGAUAAGCAGUGUAUUGCUUCUGGGUCUUUUGGCUAAGAUCAAGUGUAGGAUAAGCAGUGAUCCUGGGUUGGGCAGGGCAAAGACCAACAAGAGAGGAGCAGGCAAAGUUCCUCUGGUCUUGGGUGCAAACUGUAGGGCCAUGUUCCGUUCAAUGCAAUAAUAUGAAUUUAUUUCCUCUUCUAUCAUUUUCCCAUCUAUAAAAUGAGGGAAAAGACCUAUUUACAAGAUUACUUUAAGGCUUAAUAAAAAUGCUCUGUAUUUUAUAAAAAUUUGUAUAAACUUUGUUAAAUUGACUUAUCUUUUUAAAAGUUAAAGGAAGGAAAUAGAAAAGAGAGCAAAAGUUGUUGAAAUAGGAAACAAUAAAGAAGACCAACAAAGUGAAGGUUGGUACUUUGAAAAGACUGAAAAUUGAUAAACUCUGAUGUGAUUGAAAAAUAAAAAAAAAAACUACAAAUAAAGGUAGGAAUGAAAAUUGGGGAAUCACAACAGAUAACAUGGGUUAUUUAGAAGUGUAUUUUUUGACUUCCAAACAUGGAAACUUCCUAGUUAUAUUUUUGUUAUUGUGAUCAUAAAACACACUCUGUAUUACUGCUAUCCUUUGAAAUGUCUUGAGAUUUGCUUCAUGGCCCAGCAUAUGUUUGACCUUAGCGAAGGUUCAUGGGCCCUUGAAAAGAAUGCAUGUUCUACAGAUGCUGCAUGCAGUCAUCUACAUAAAGCCUUUAGUUUAUUUGUAAUACAUUGUUCAUAUUGUCUCCACUCUUAAUUUUUAUUUGCUUGUCUAAUGAGUCAAUUGUUGAGUUAUUUAUCUCUACUUAGAUAUAGUUCUAUGAAUUUUGCUUUAUAUAUUUGAGGCUACACAAAUAUAAAAUUCUUGUAUGAAUUGAAAUUUUAUGAAGUAAACCUCUAUCUCCAGUAAUGCCUUUUGCUAAAUGACUCUUGUUUUCUGGUAUUAAUAACAUUGGCUUUUUUUUGUUGUUGUUAUUGUUAUAUGGCACUUCUUUUACUUUCAACCUUCUUGUAUUUUUAUGUUUUAGAUGUACCUCUUGGAAAUAGCAUAUAGUUGUUGCUUUAAUCCAGUCUGAAAACAUGUUUUAACAGGGUUAUUUAGCUCUUUAAUGUAUAGUUACUGAUAAGUUUGUAUUUAAAUCUUAUUCACUGCUUUCCAUUUACUCUACCCCAUCUGAGUUGUGUUAUCUCUUCUCUUACCUUCAUUUGGAUUGGAUUAGAAUGAUUCUAUUUAUACUCUAUUAUUCUGUUUUUCCAUCUUUUUGGUUGGAAGUUAUAUACUUUUUCUCUUCUUUUAGAGGCCUAGGAAAUAAAAGAUAGAUUCUUGACUUAAGCCUAAUAUUAAUUGAUACUUUUAUCUUCAUCCUAGGCAAUGCAAGAUUCUUAGAAUACUUCAGUUUCCUUUACCUUCCAUCCUGUAUGCUUUUGUUUUGGUUAAUUUUAAUUAUGUACAUAUAAAUGUACCUAGAUAUGUAUUAAAAUAUGUUACUGUUGUUUCCUAUACAAAUGUUUAUUUUAGAUUUAUCUACGUAUUUACUAUUUUAAUUACUUUUCAUUUCUUUUUUGGUUUUUUUGUUUUGUUUUGUUUUUAGAGACAGAUUCUUGCUCUGUCACGCAGGCUGGACUGCAGUGGCAAAAUCUUGGCUUACUGUAGCGUCCACCUCCCAGGUUCAAGCAGUUCUACCUCAGCCUCCCAAGUAGCUGGGACUACAGGCGUGCACCACCACGUGCAGCUAAUUGUUUUAUUUUUAGUAGAGAUGGGGUUUCACUGUGUUGGCCAGGCUGGUCUCGAACUCCUGACCUCAUAUAAUCCACCUGCCUGGGCCUCCUAAAGUGCUGGGAUUACAGGCAUGAGCCACCCUGCCCAGCUUUUUCAUUUUCUUUCAUUCUUCUCCACCUCUGCAAUUUUUUAUUUGGGGACAUCUUCCUUCUCUAAAAAACAUUCUAUAGAACACUCUGUCCUGUUAGAGGCAAUUUUUAUUUGCUUAAAAAUAGCUUCAUUCUUAAAAGAGAUUUUUGGUGGGAAUAGAAUUCUAGGUUAGACCCUGUGUUCUUUUGUCACAUUGGAUGCAUUAAGCCACUGAUCUGUGCUGAUCUGUUCAUCUGCCAGUUUAAUGUAUUCUUUUUAAAAUAGCUUCUUUUAAGAUUUUUUAAAACUCUGGUUUAUUCCAGUUUCACUGUGUUUCAUUUGGUUGUGGAUUUUUUUUUUUUUUUUUUAAGUAAUCCUGUUUUGUAUUCUCUGGGCUUUUAAAUUUGUGUAUCUGUCUUUCAUCAGUUUUGGUAAAUUCUCAGCCAUCGUGUGCUCAGAUAUUAGCUCUAUACCAUUCUUUUUUUCAUUUCCUUCUAGAACUCCAAAUAAAGCCUUCUCACUGUAUCUCCUGUGCUUCUUACAUGCUCAUUUCCAUCCUUUUGUCCCCUUCUCCUUGCCCAGGCUUCAUUCCGGAUCUAAUUUACCUUCCAGUUCACUAAAUUUUUUCUUUAGCUCUGUAAUCUGGCUUAAAUGUACCCAUUGAGUGCUCAGUUAAGUUUUUCUAUUUUUCAGUUACAGACUUUCCAUUUGCUUCCUUUUUUCUGGAGACACAGUAUCACUGUUGCCCAGGCUAGAGUACAGUGGCAAAAUCUCUCACAGCAACCUCCGCCUUCCAGGUUCAAGUGGUUCUCAUGCCUCAGCCUCCCAAGUAGCUGGGAUUACAGGUAUGCACCACCACACCUGACCAGUUUUUGUAUUUUUAGUAGACAGGAGUUUUGCCAUGUUGGCCAGGCUGGUCUUGAACUCCUGACCUCAAGUGCUCUGCCCGGCUCAGCUUCCCAAAGCUCUGGAUUACAGCAUGAGCCACCGCACCGGGCCUUCUUUCUUUUUCAUGGUAUGCCAGAUUCUCAAAUGUAACCUUAUUUUCCUUGAACAUAGUAACAUUGUUAUAUUAAAAGCUGUUUCUGUUAAGAUCUGUGGCAGUGGCUUUCUCUGAUGUUGACUCUGAAUGUGUCAUGUAUCCUCUGCAUUAAACUCCUUCCAUCUGAAUACACAAAGUGGUUUCUGAUUUUCGGGUUAGAAACUGACUGACAAACUGCUGUCUGCCUGCUUUUAACCUGGGCCUUAAAAUUUUCUGCAGAAUCCUUUCACAGUCCACAGCCCCACUUUGUAUUUUAUUAACUUUCAGUAAAGGGGAACUUGGUUCAAGAAUCAUAGAAGUUGUUUAAAGCCAAGAUUCGAAAGUGAAUCCAAAUUGGGAAAGAUAAAAAUCUCCCCUCAAGUUCCUGGCCUUAGUAAAGGGUUUUUAUUUAAUUAUGUAUUAUAUUUAUUUGUAUAUAUAUGGCACACAGCCAUCCUCCCCAUUUUGUUUGAGUUGGUCUCUUAUCUAUCAAGUUCAUUUCCUUUCCACAAAACAAUAUCUGGGAUAUAAGAGGUUAGCUAUUUGCUAAUAGUUAAGACAUCUUGGGGUCAUUUCAAUUCAGUAUUUUUAAUUUUUCAUUCCCAAGUCAUUUAAAUAACUAAGAAGUUAUUUCUUAGACCUGUCCUCUGAAUAUACCUUUAAAACAAACAAACAAACAAAAAAUCGAAAACCUCAGUGAGCACAAAUCGUGAAGUUCCUAGGUUCCAGCUUCUUCCUUUUUCAGAUUUUUUUCCUUUAAAAACAAAGAUUGACUCAAGCAUGUAACAGCAGAAAUACUGUGAUAGCAACACACACACAGUUUUAGCUACUUCUAUGGGAAGUGUUACAUUUCCCAGUUCCCAGUUCCAUUCUAAUGGAAAGUUUUCUAGUUUAUCUUGUCUGGAAACUGGCUGAUUGACAUCCAGUGGGGCUUUGAGGGGCAUCUUAAAGGUCUUCUAUAUCCCCAGCUCCUCAGCUCCCUCUGAAGCUGACUACCCCUUGUCAUGGUUAGUGCAUUUAGGAGAAGCCAGGGAUCUACCCCUGAACACACUAACCCUUGGCUAAGACCACUGUCCACUGUGCCUAAGCAGUCAGGCAAACAGGACAGUGAACAAAACACCAUGGCCAGAACAUCUUCACAAAACAUGGCCUUGAUGACCCAAUGGCCUCAUGCCACUUACUGUGGAGGCCUCCACCUGGGGAUCUUGCCUUUCCAACAUUCUUUAGCCAGUCCCACAACUGAAGUAUUUCAAGCAUAUGCCCAUUGGUAAGGUUGGUUCUUCAUUAAUUAACCGGGUAUUCAAAAUCUUAUCAGAAGCAAAAUGGUAGAGGGGCAGAGAAGAAGCAAAUUCAGCACAUCAUAGUGAAGCUGUCCUUGGCGCUGAGAGUUCUUAGCGGGAUAGGAUCCAACCAGAUCUGGAACAUUUAUUUCUUGUCCGCACACAACCAUUUUAUUAUAACUUUUAUUUUAGGCUCAGAGGUACAUAUGUAGGUUUAUUAUAUUGGUAAACUAUGUGUCAUGGGGGUUGAUGUUCAGAUUAUUUCAUCACCCAGGUAAUAAGCCUAAUAAUACCCAAUAGGUAUGUUUUCUGAUACUCUUCCUCCUCCUGCUCUCCACCCUCAAGUAGGCCCCAGUGUCUGUUCCCCUCUUUGUGUCCAUAUAUUCUCAUUGUUCGCUCCUACUUGUGAGAAUAUACAGUAUUUGGCUUUCUUUUGCUUUAUUAGUUCACUUAGGAUAAUGGCCUCCAGCUCCACUCAUGUUGCUCCAAAGGACAUGAUCUCCUUUUUAUGGCUGCAUAGUAUUCCAUGAACACAACCAUUUUAAACUAAGGGAUUAAGUGACUUUUAUGAAAGAAACUAACUAGUCUGUGCAUUUACGCUUCAAGGAAUUCAUACAAACAGGCUGUCAUGGUUCCUGAACCAGCCUCAGUAUCACCAGGGCAGCAUGUGAGAGGAAGUUGAGGCAGCACCCUGGCACUGUUUUUAGCCACUGCUCUAUACCAGGCCUUUAUGUGAAUGCUUUCCCUUCUAAACAUAUGUUUUUGAUUUUUUAACCAAAGCAAUCUUACUAUAUGUGACAUUGGCACCUUUGCAUUUAGACAGUGACCCACCUUUCUGUAAAAGUCCACACACAUCUUUCUGCAUUCUUUCUAAGGGCUUCCUAGUAAGUACAUUGUAUAGAUAUACCAUACUUUACCUGACCCCCUAAGGAUAAAUGUUUUGGUGGUUUUCAGUUUUUGUUAGUAUCAACAAUGCUGCAAUAAAAUACAUUUUUCUACCGACAGAUAGAUUUCUAAAGGCAGAAUUGCUGAGUCAAGAUUUGUAUAAAUUUUUGCUAGAUACUAGAAAAUUGCCCUCCAAAAAUAUUGUAACAGUUUAUACUUUUCAUUUUUUUUGAGACAGAGUCACUCUGUCAACUAGGCUGGAGUACAGUGGCUCCAUCUUGGCUCACUGCAACCUCCACCUCCUGGGUUCAAGUGAUUCCUCUGCCUCAGCCUCCUGAGGAGCUGGGAUUACAGGUGCCUGCCAUCACGCCUGGCUAAUUUUUUUUUUUUUUUUGUAUUUUUAGUAGAGAUGGGAUUUCACCAUGUUGGUUAGGCUGGUCUUGAACUCCUGACCUUGUGAUCCGCCCACCUUAGCCUCCCAAAGUGCUGGGAUUACAGGAGUGAGCCACCAUGCCCAGCCAGUUUAUACUUUUGACAAUAGUAUAUGAUGUUUCUCCACAUCUUCAUUAACACUAGGUAUUAUCAACAUUUUUCACCUUUUACCAAACUGACAGUUGACAAAUGCUGGGGUUUUUUUUUGUAUGUGGUUUUUUUAUUUUUAUUUUUAUUUUGAAACAAUCUAAACUUACCAAAAAAGAAGUAUAGUAUAAAACUUUUUUUUCUGAACCAUUUGAGAUUAAGCCACUGACAUGAUGCCCUAUCACCUCAGAAUACUUUUGAGUGUGUAUUUCUACAGGAACCCCCUGCAUCAUCAGCAUACAAUUGUGAAAAUUAGGGAAUCAACAUCGAUUCAUUACUACUACUUAAUGCUCAGACCCAAGUUUCUUUCAUUGUCCCAAUGUCCUUUAGAGCAAAGAUUUUAGUUUAGAAUUGUUCAUUGUUAAUUAGUGUUUGCAUCUUUUUUAGUAAUCUUCAAUCUAGAAUAGUGCCUCAGCCCUUUCUCAACUUCCAUGACUUUUCAAAAUUACAAGCCCUACUCACCUCGCUUGGGCACUGAAACCCUAACUCCCUGCAUUGCAUGGUCCCCUCUUCACCUUGCUUGGGUGCUGAGACCCAUGCCAGGCCAUGCUCCACCACCACAUGGGCCUCCUUGACCCCCUCCUCACCCUGCUUGGGCUCCAACACCUAGCUUUGGGACACUGAAGCUCUGUCCCCCCACAACGGAAUCCUAUCUUGGUUGGUUUUGUAUAACGGAAGCUUAAUUGUUUAGGAAGGGAAGGAAUUCUUUUUUUCAUCUCAGUAGAAAUUUAAGAUUUUCUAUACAUAGGUCCAGUUAAGUUUAUUUCUAGCUUCAAUAAAUGUUUGAAGGAGAGUAAAUAUCCUCAACUUUACAUCAAGUUCAUUGGCAAAUGUAAGGUUUUUUUCUUGAGGGAAGCUUUAACAAAGCCCAAGAACAUGACCUUGUGCUUGGUGAAGGAGCACCAACUGAUAGAGGAGGCUCAGAGGAGAGUGGCUGUCCCUUCUCAUGAGCACUAUCCCAAGAAUUCCUUUGAGAGAAGUCAGACAUUUGACAAAAAUUGAAAAGCUGACUGUUGGAGAUUAUAUUUCUUCUUGAGGGCCUGGAUUAUGAUUUUCUGUUAUGUAGUCUUUUCCCCAAAGCAGAUUCAUCCCAGAAGAGUCUCCGGGGAAGAUUCCAGUAAAUUGAACACUUAAUAAUCAUAAAUUUCAAUAGGGAAAAUUGUUGUGCAUUCCAGAGCCUCUGAAUUAACAUACCUUUUCGCUAAAAUCCUUUACAUCCCAGUAGAUAAUCUCUGCUAAAAGUUAACUCUGAUUAGGAGUUUCCCUUCAAUGGCUAGCCUAAAAAACAGCUGUUUUUACCUGCCUGCUUUCCCCACCCUCACCACCAGCACCUGUCAUUCAGCUUCUUCCUACUCAGUGUGAGGUGCCACACAAUUCAGUUGUUGCUCACAGUCAAAGCUUACAGCUCAAGAGUUCAAGUAAGUGGACCUUUAAUGCAAAACAAACCCACAAAACAGAAGAAAUUUGAUCGAUAAACAUGGUGCCAAUGAUGAUAUCGCACACAGUGAAUAAGCCAUUGUAUAGAAAAGCAGAAAAUAGAAGAUGAGGGGGAGGACACACGGAGAGUCACUGCUGUUGGAUUCAUCUUCAAAGAUGGGCCCCACAGUGGUCUUGUUUCAUGGCCCUCAGCCACUCACCAAUGCUUUGCAAGCUGUUUCAUGCUUAUUAAAUUAAUUCUUUAUCCAGUUGAUGGCCUAAAAUAGAAAAUAGAGACUGGGAUAAGCCUGAGUUAGCAGGAGCUUUUAUCUCCUUUGGGAAUCAGACAGUAGGUGGCAGGACUAUGACUGUGGACACAAAGACCUGGCUCUCAGGUGGCCAUACGUGUACUGCAGAAAAAUGUGUUUAUAGCUAUUCAAAUUCAUUUCUUGGAGACUCUCAUUUGAUAGCUCAGGAAUGUUAUGCAAUGUUAAUAAGUAUAGCUUUUUUAAUCAACUUGAAUAAAAUGUAUUGUUAUAGGAAAUUAGUGGCUGUGGCAGUCCCGACUCAUUGCCUCUGCAAAGAGUAGCCAUAUAUCUGCAACCCACCUCUGUUGUCACUAUCCAGCCCCAGUGGCUCUCGAAUGACAAGACAGAACUCUUUUUAAGGCAGCAUGGCCCUUACCUCAGUUUACAUUUUCAUUAAAAGACUGGUUUAGGCAUGUAGGCUGCUUUGUGGCUUGACCUCUCAUGUGGGUUCACUUGUGCCCCCUAAAAAUAGAUGUUCAAGUCCUAACCCCUAGUACAUGCAAAUGUGACCUUAUUCGGAAAUUGCAUCUUUACAAAUGUAAUCAAGUUAAAAUGAGGUCACACUGGAUUUGAGGGGCCCUGAAUCUAGAGACUUGUCCUUAUGAGGAGUGAGAGAUUUAGAGACACACCAUGUGAGGUAGGGAUUGGAGGUAGGUAGGGAUUGGAAAAGAAUGCCAGAGAUUGCUAGGAGCCACCAGAAGCUGAAAGAGGCAAGAAAGGAUUUGCCUCUAAGCCUUCAGAGGGAGAUGGCCCUGCUAACAACUUGAUUUCCAGCUUCUAUAUUCCAAGUCUGUGAGAAAAUUAAUUUCUGUUACUUAGGCGUCUCAGUUUGUAGAAUAGUCAUGAGUCACUUAACAACGGGGAUACAUUCUGGGAAAUGCAUCAUUAGGCCAUUGUGUGAACAUCAUAGAAUGCACACUCACAAACCUAGCUAGGAGAGCCUACUACACAGCUAGGUUGCUUGGUAUGGCCUGCUGCUGUGGGGCUGCCAACCAGUACAGCAUGUGACUAUACUCUGAAUACUGUAGGCAACUGUAACACAGUAAAUACUGUGUAUCUAAACAUAGAAAAAGUACAGUAAAAAUAAUGGUGUUAGGCUAGGUGUGGUGGCUCACACCUGUAAUCCCAGCACUUUGGGAGGCCCAGGCAGGUGGACCACAAGGUCAGGGGUUCGAGACCACCCUGGCCAACCUGGUGAAACCACCCCCCCAUCUCUACUAAAAAUACAAAAAUUAGCCAGGCAUGGUGGCGGGCACCCGUAGUUCCAGCUACUUGGGAAGCUGAGGCAGGAGAAUCGCUUGAAUCUGGGAGACAAAGGUUGCAGUGAGCCAAGAUCAUGCCUCUGCACUCCAGCCUCAACAACAGAGGGAGACUCUGUCUCAAUAAUAAUAAUAAUGGUGUUAUAAUUUUAUGGACUACUGUCAAAUAUGCAGUCCACCGCUAACUGAAAUGUUAUGUAGUAUGUGACUACUUUGUUACAGCCACCCCAGGAAAUUAAUACAGGCUGUAAGAGCCAAACAACCUUGAUUUUUCUUUUUUUUAGAAUUUCAAAUAAAGUUGCAUACUGCACUUGAAAUUGGGGUGAGAACAUCAAUUUGGUAAUAGAACUGUCACAUAAAUUAUCAGCUCAGUUGAAACUGGCUGAGGAAAACUGUACAUGAAGUUUAUUGUUGAAAACAUUUAUUUCUUCAAAUUCUAAUAAGUAUUAACCAUUUCAGGUGGUUUGUAUGUGCUAGGUUUUACUUAUGUUAACUCAUUUUUACCUUACAACAAUUAUCUUGGUGAGAAACUUUUAUCCACAUUUUACAGAGGAAGAAAAUUGAUGAAGAGCAAAGUCAUAGUUAUUAAAUGUCAGGGUCAGUCCUACACCCAGGGCAGUCUGCCUGCAGUGCAGAACUUCUGGUGGCCACACUCUGCCACCAAAAGAGCAGGGCAAAUCCCAUUCUCUAUGAAGAAACGCUUUUUGGAGAUGCCAGAGAUGUCAUUUAUGCCUUAGUUCUCACCUGUGUCUGAUGGAGUUGAGGACAAAUGUCCUCCAUGAAACAGCUGUAAAUGUUAACAGGUGUAUUAGUAAAGUUUCUCCAGAGAGACAGAACUAAUAGGAGAGAAAGGUGGAUGAGAGGGGAUUUAUUAUUGGAAUUGGCUCAUACAAAUACGGAGGCUGAGAAGCCUCACGAUAUGUCUUAUGCAAGCUGGAGAAUCAGAGAAGCUGGUGGCAUGGCCCAAUCCCAGUUGGAAGGCCUGAGAAACAAGUAAGCACAUGGUGUAACUAAGUUCAAGGCUAAAGGCUUGAGAUCCCCAGAGGACCACUGGUGCAAGUGUUAGAGUCCAAAGGCCAAAGAUCCUCGAGUUCUGUGGUCCAAGGGCAUGAGAGAAGGGUGUCACAGCUCUGAAAGACAGAAUGUACUCUUCUUCCACCUUUUUGUUCCAUCUGAGCCCUCAGGUGAUUAUGUAGUGCCUGCCUACAUUGAGGGUUGAUCUUCCCUACUCAGUCUACCGAGUAGGUCUCAAGCCUUUAUCCUGGAACUUGGUUACACCACGUGCUUCCUUAUUUCUCCAGCCUUCCAACUUAGACCAAGCUGUGCUACCAUUUCUUUCUUAUAGUUCUGAAGGCUGGCAAGUCCAAGAUCAAAGUGCAGGCAGAUCUGGUGUCUGAGGAGGGCCCACCUGCUUCUGGUUUACAAAUGGCAGUCUUUGUGUGGUAGUCUCACAUGACAGAGAGUAGAAAGAAAGCUCUUUUUAUAAUGCCACUGCCAUGAUCUGAAUGUAUCCCCGGAAAUUCAACCACACAACAGUCUCCUCCAAAAACACAGUCCUUCCCAGAAACAGUGUUUCCCCAGCCAUCUAGGCAUCUCUCAAUACUGUCAAGUUGACACCUAAAACUAUCACAGGGACACUCUACAAGUAACUGGUAAACCCACCAGAAGAUCAGGGUCCAGAUGCAAAAAGCUUGGGGUCUCUUGGUUGGGCUGCUAUAACAAAUUAUCAUAGACUGGGUGGCUUAAACAACACAUAUUUCUUUCUUACAGUUCUGAAGGCUGGCAAGUUCAAGAUCAAGGUGCAGGCACAUCUGGUGUCUGAUGAGGGCCCACCUGCUUUCUGACUUGCAUAUGGCAGUGUUCUUGUGGUUUACACACAUGGCAGAGAGCAAGCUCUUGUGUCUCUUUUUAUAAGGCCGCUGCAAUAGUCUGAAUGUGUCUCCCAAGAUUCAUAUGUUAGAAACUUGAUCCCCACCAGCUGUUUGGAGGCUGAGAUGGGAGGAUUGCUUGAGCUCAGGAGUUUGAGGCUGCAGUGAGCUAUGAUCAUGCCAUUAUACUCCAGCCUAGGCAACAGAACAAGGCCCCAUCAGUCAGUCAGUCAGUCAACACAUAAAUAAGUUUAUCCAUCUAAUCCCAAUGCAAUAGCUGUGAAAGAACAAAUAUUUGUUCUUUAUAAAUUACCCAGUCUCAGAUAUUCUAUUAUAGCAGCACAAAAUGGACUAACAGCCACUAAUCCCACUCAUGAGGGCCCUACCCUCAUGACCUAUUUACCUCCCAAAGUUCACCCCUCCUAAUACCAUCACAAUGGGGUUAAGAUCUCAACAUAGAAACUUUGUGGGGAGACAAACAUUCAGUUCAUAACAUAGAGUGUCUUAGCUUGGGCUGCUAUAACAAAUACCAAGCCAUAGAGUGGUGGAGAAAUUUAUUUCUCGGCUCUGGGAGUUGGAAGUCUGAGGUCAUGGUGCCAGCAUGGUGAGGUUAUACUGAGGGUCCUCUCACAAGUUGCAGAUGGCUGCCUUCUUAUUGUAUCCUCACAUGGCAGAAAAUCAGCAAGCUAGCUCUCUGUUCUCUUAGGCAGUAAUUCCAUUCAUGAGGGCUCCACUCUCAUGACCUAAUUACCUCCCAAAGGCCCCACCUCCAAAUACUAUCACAUUGGGAAAUAUAUUUCAACAUAUUAAUUUUGGGGUGACAGUCCAUUCACAACAUGGAAUGAACCGUGAGACUGCUGACCAGAACAUGGAAAAUGCAGCCUUAUAAGCAGUCGCUGUGCUGGAGCCUGGCUGAUUGCCAGACACAACAACCAAACCCUCACCCUGACCCCCAACCCCAGCCACGCUGGAAUCUGAACGGAGAGGCCACCCUUUCCUUGCAGGACCAGCUUCUAGAAUAGCAGUUCUCAAACUUGAGCAAAUGUCAGAAUCAUCUGAAGGGCUUGCUAAAACACAGACUUCUGGGCCCUAGAGUUCCUUCUGUCUGGGUGGCUGAGAAGUUGUUUGGUUACAAGUUCCUGGGUGAUGCAGAUUCUGUGUGUCUGGAGAUAACAUUUUGAGAACUGCUGUUUCAGAAGUUCUCCACAUUAAAGUCUACUAGUCCUGACUGGUACCAAAAGGGUCAUGAGGUGGUGAGUGCACAAGAUACAAAGUGAAAACACUGUCUUAGAAUUUAAAAUAAUACUUCCUAAUACAAAUAGGUAGUUUUUUGUUAAUGGAAUUAUCAACCAUGGCUGUAUUUAUUUCUUAUUGCUGCUGUAACAGAUUACCAUAAUUUGGUGACUUAAAACAAUGUAAAUUUAUUAACGUGGAGUUUGGGAUAUCAGAAAUCAGAAAUCCAAGCCCAGGUGCAGUGGCUCAUGCCUGUAAUCUCAGAACUUUGGGAGAACAAAGCAGGAGGAUGCUUGAGCACAGGAGUUUGAGACCAGCCUGGGCAAUGUAGUGAAACCCCCCAUCUCUACAAAAAAUGCAAAAAUUAGCAGGGCAUGGUGGCGCACGCCUGUAGUCUCAGCUACCUGGGAGGCUGAGGUGGAAGGAUCACUUGAGUCCAGGAAGGUUGAGGCUGCAGUGAGCCAUGAUUACACCACUGCAUUACAACCUGGGUGACAGUACAAGGCUGUCUCAAAGAAAAAAAGAAAUUAGAAAUGAGUCUCAUUGGGUUAAAAUCAAGGAGUCAGCAAGAGUUGUGUUUUUUGUUUUGUUUUGUUUUUGAGAUGCAGUCUCGCUCUGUCGCCCAGGCUGGAGUGCAAUGGUGCGAUCUCAGCUCACUGCAACUUCUGCCUCCAAGGUUCAAGCAAUUCUCCUACCUCAGCCUCCUGAGUAGCUGUAAUCACAGGCAUGCACCACCAUGCCUAGCUAAUUUUUUUUAAUAGAGACAGGGUUUCACCAUGUUGGUGACGCUGGUCUUGAACUCCUGACCUCAGGUCAUCUGCCCACCUCGGCCUCCCAAACUGCUGGGAUUACAGGCAUGAGCCACCACACCUGGCCAAGGAGUUGUGUUUUUAUGGAGGUUCUAGAAGGAAAUACAUUCCUAGUCUUUUCCAGAGACUGUCUACAUCCCUUGACUUAUCCCCCAACUCCCAUCUUCAAAGCCAGCAGUGGCUGGUCAAGCCUUUUUCAUACUGCAUCACCCUGAAACUGAUUCUCUUGCCUUCUUCAUUCACCUACAAGGACCCUUGUGAUUACAUUGGGCCCUCUGGGAUAAUCCAGAAUGACAUUCCAAGAUUUUAAACAUCUGUAAAGUUCCUUCUGCCAUGCAAUACCUGUUCACAGGUUCCAGAUAGUAGGAGGUAGACAUCUUUGGGAGGACAUUAUUCUGGAUACCACAGUGGUGAAAACCACUAGCUACCUGCUAGACUCUACUUCCCUAUCUGUGGGCACAUAACUAGACCACACUUUCCAGCCUUCUUUGCAUUUGGGUGAGGCUGGGUGACUAAGGUCUCUCCAAAGGAAGGUGAGCAUAACUAUGUUACUGCCAUGUUAGGUCCAUGAGAAUGUCCUCUGCAUGCUCCUCCAUUCUCUUUUCCCAUUGUUAGGAACUUAGGGGAUGGCAGAGCCUAGGUGCCUAUCUUACUUUGUUUUCUGUUGCUUGUAAUAGAAUACCUGAAACUGGACAGUUUAUAAAGAAAAGGAAUUUAGUUCUUACAGCUCCGGAGGCUGACAAGUCCAAGGUCAAUGGGUCGCAUCUGGUGAGCACCUUCUUGCUGGUGGGGACUCUCUACAGUCUUGGGGUGUACAGGGCAUCAUAUGGUGAGGGGCUCAGUGUGCUAGCUCAGGUCUCUCUUUCUCUUCUUAUGAAGCCACCAGUCCAAAUCUUGUGAUAACACAUUAAUCCAUUAAUGCCUGAAUGGAUUAAUCCAUUCAUGAGGAUAGAGCCCUCAUGACCCAGUGAUCAUCUCUUAAAAGCCCAUUUCUCAAUACUGCCACAUUGAUAAGUUUCAGGAUGAAUUUUGGAGGCGACAGACAUCAAACCAAACAGUGCCAGAAUGACCAAAAAGGAAGGAACCACCCGCUGACCUGAACACUCAUCCUGGACAGUCAAGUGAGCAAGAAUUAGAUUUUGGGAAGAUAGAGGUUAUACUGUGGAACCUUUGCAUUUGGGUUCUGCUUGUUAUGGUAUUUAGUUGAUCUUAACUAAUAUAUAAACAAGCAUAUUUCUUCAGAGGCUACGUUGACUCCCAAUAUUCAUUUCUCAGAAGACCUAACCUUGUACUGCCCUAGCAAGAUUGAGGUCAUCUGAGAUAAGGAACCACAAUUUUUUCCUCUCCGCUUCAAUAAUGUAUUGGCAACAGGUUCAGGGCAGGUACAACACUGAGACCUGCAGACGCCUGCUUCCUUUGUCCCUUUGGGCAUACUUUCUUUCUCACUGCCUUUUGUAAGGUCCCAUCCUUCAACUCUACUGCUCUCACUGGCUUCGCCAUAGGGCCCCUUAGCUUCCACUUUCAAACUUGCCGGGCUUGGCCCGAGUGUUGUCAGGCUUCCCUUCACUCUGUUAUACCAUCCACUGAUCCUCUAUUGCUCUGUGUCCUUCACUGUCAAACUUCUUGAAAGGGUAGCUGACCUCUGUCCCCACUUUUGCUGCCUCCAGUCCUCUUACCACUAUGGACUCAAGUUUCUACUUUUGCUUAUUCAGGGAGGCUCAGGAAAUAGGAACAGGGAAGCCAUGAGAUCUCCCCAAACUCUGCAGUAACAGAGUCAACAAGACAAUGGCUUAAGGAGAGACCAGUCCGGGCACAGUGGCUCAUGCCUGUAAUCCCAGCACUUUGGACACCCAGGCAGGCAAAUCAUGAGGUCAAGAGAUCGAGACCAUCCUGGCCAACAUGGUGAAACCUCAUCUCUACUAAAAAUACAAAAAUAAGCUGGGCAUGGUAGCACGUACCUGUAGUCCCAGCGACUCGGGAGGCUGAGGCAGGAGAAUCUCUUGAACUAAUAAGACAGAGGUUGCAGCCAAGAUGGUCCCACUGCACUCCACCCUGGUGACAGAGCAAGAUUGUCUUAAAAAGAAGAAGAAGAAAAAAAAAUGGAGAGACCAGCUGAUCAGUCACACAAGUUGUUCCACAAUACCCUUGUGUCAGAAAGGGAGGCUGAAUACCAGGACCGCUGGCCCCACUUUGAGCCCCUUCACUAUGAGUACACUUCAGAGGGCUCUGGCAGGGUGAGGGAGACUUGGUGGUGUCAUGGAGAGUAAAGGUCUAGCAAAUCCAUUGUGAAGACAUUUCAUGGGGACAACCCAGUGACUUCACUUGAAGCAAAGUAGGAUUUUUCCAACCUUGA